Molecule: messenger RNA, 603 nt
Organism: Manihot esculenta (cassava)
Lineage: Eukaryota; Viridiplantae; Streptophyta; Magnoliopsida; Malpighiales; Euphorbiaceae
Exons: 3
Coding region: 1-603 (200 amino acids)
Molecular function (GO): protein binding
Source: RefSeq, a predicted model, not a curated record
AUGGCCUCUUCAUCAUCACAUGAGAACAUGAGAAAUCUUACCACAUACCGGCCACUAUAUAAAGCUGUUCUCAAAGGCGAUCUGGCGACCGUCAAAAGCAUCUGCGAUGGUGAUCCACUUGCCUUAGAGGCUAGGAUCACUGUAGAUUUGGACACUGCUCUUCACAUAGCUGUUGGGACUGGAAUGGCCAAUCACAUUGUCAUGUAUUUGUUGAACAAGAUGUCGAGACACCAGUUGGGUUUGCAAAAUUCCAGUGGUGACACUGUCCUCUCUAUUGCUGCAAUUGUCGGCAACACCAGAGCGGCCAUAAUGAUAGUGACCAAACAACCAGAUCUGCCUCAGAUUGCAAACCAUGAUGGGCGGGUCCCUCUGCUUGAGGCAGCUCGCUAUGCCCAAAAGGAGAUGAUUUCCUAUUUAUUAGAAGUCAGCGGAGACUAUUUGCAGGCAACUGAAUAUUCUGCUGAUAAGCCUGGCGUUUUCUUUAUGAAUCUUCUUGUUCUUGCUGGGUUCUACGACAUGGCUUUGAAACUGGUUGAAAGUCACCCUCCCUUAGCUACAGUGGAAUAUUAUGGUGGUGAAUCGCUUUUGAGUGCAGUGGCAUAA